Melampsora larici-populina 98AG31 is the source of this 258-nucleotide messenger RNA. RefSeq lists its product as uncharacterized. The transcript is spliced from 2 exons. The coding region runs from base 1 to 258 and encodes 85 amino acids. NCBI's taxonomy places the organism in Eukaryota, Fungi, Basidiomycota, Pucciniomycetes, Pucciniales, Melampsoraceae. The record is from RefSeq and is a predicted model, not a curated record.
AUGAUGUCUCAACGGUAUUUCAAACUCCUUGUGGUCUUUUUGGGCCUCUUUGCAAUGAUUGCAUCCAUUGCCGAAGGGAGAGGUCGGCACCACAGUGGUAACGGUGGAAAUACCGUCCCAAAGCCUAAGCUACCCAUGUGUGGAAAUAGUAAAGCAAAAUGUACCAAAGGCGUACCUGGGUGUCCAGCUGGUCAACCAUCGUGUGGCGAAAAAGGCAAAUUCCAAAAGUGUAGCGUGGAAAUUAAAUGUCAAACCUGA